AAAUCUGCUGGUUCCUGGUCGAUGUUAGGAAUGUUAAAUAUGAACUAAUAUUUAAUACCUUAUAAACACUAACAAAGGUUCACAAUGAUCUACUAUUACAUAACUUUAGCCAGCUUUAGCAAACAAAACAUUUUCUUACCGUGCUUAUAUUACUUUAAACUUAGACACUCUGAGAUUGGGAAGUGAGGUUAAUUGCUUACGUGUCACGAAGUAAGAAAAGCAGAGUGACACUAUGGCAAACAAAUCCUGGAAUGUAUUGGUAACAGGGGGUGCUGGGUACAUUGGUUCUCAUACAGUAUUGGAACUAUUGCAAGCAAAUUUUGAGGUGGUGGUUAUAGACAACUUUAGUAAUGCUUAUAAAGGUAAUGAUAAUAUAAAACCAGAAUGUCUACUAAGAGUCGAAAAAUUAACAAAUAAAACAGUUACAUUUAUUCAAUGUGAUGUAACCAAUUGGAAUGAAUUAAAGGAUGUAUUUAAGAAGCAUGAGUUUCAUUCUGUCAUACAUUUUGCUGCAUUAAAAGCAGUAGGUGAAUCUUGCGAAAAGCCAUUAGAAUAUUAUAAGACAAAUGUUUGUGGGACACUAAACUUAUUAAGCGUUAUGAGAGACUUCAAUGUAAAGCGUUUUAUUUAUUCAAGUAGUGCUACAGUUUAUGGUAUCCCUGAAAAGUUACCAUUAGUUGAGAAUAUGAAAACUGGUGAUUGUACCAAUCCUUAUGGAAAAACAAAAUAUAUGGUUGAAGAAGUUUUGAAAGAUUUGUGUACUUCAGAUAAGGAAUGGUCCGUUAUAUCAUUAAGAUAUUUUAAUCCAGUUGGAGCUCAUUCUUCUGGACAAAUUGGAGAAGAUCCUAAUGGAGUGCCAAAUAAUUUAAUGCCAUACAUUGCUCAAGUAUCUGUAGGCAAAAGGGAAUUUUUAUAUGUUUACGGCAAUGACUAUGAUACUCAUGAUGGAACAGGUGUACGAGAUUAUAUUCACAUUACAGAUUUAGCUGUAGGUCAUGUAAAAGCAAUGAUUUACCAAAAAAUUCGUAACUCUACUGGGUUUAAAGUAUUUAAUUUAGGUACUGGAAAAGGGUAUUCUGUAUUAGAAGUCAUACGAGCAUUUGAAAAAGCAUCGGGACAAAAAAUACCAUAUAAGAUAGUUGAACGCAGAACUGGAGAUAUAUCUGCUAGUUAUGCAGAUGCUAGUUUAGCAAACAAAGAACUAAAUUGGCAAGCUACUAAAAACAUAGAUGAUAUGUGUUUAGAUACGUGGAAGUGGCAACAAAAUAAUCCAGAUGGUUAUAAAUGCUAAUAACAAUUGUUGGGAUAUCUGUUAUGAAAGAUAUUAAAUAUUUUAAGUAGAACAUUUCAUUUACAUAUCCAAUUACUUUAAACAUAAGCCAUGGUGGUGCCUGAUUACCAAAGUCUAAACCAAAGUCAAAAAUAAAUGUGGUAUAAAAAUUAUUUAUAUAAACAUAAAUUAUUGUGCCAUAGAAUAUACAUAUAUUCCCAUAAUUGUAAAAUGACUGCCUAUUAAUAAAAUAAUAUGUAUUGAAAUGUUAAAAUAUUCCUGAAAUACAUACAUUAUCAAAAUAAACGAUUUAU
Molecule: messenger RNA, 1584 nt
Organism: Bombus impatiens (common eastern bumble bee)
Lineage: Eukaryota; Metazoa; Arthropoda; Insecta; Hymenoptera; Apidae
Gene: Gale
Product: UDP-glucose 4-epimerase
Exons: 7
Coding region: 233-1291 (352 amino acids)
Biological process (GO): beta-D-galactose catabolic process via UDP-galactose, Leloir pathway
Cellular component (GO): cytosol
Molecular function (GO): UDP-glucose 4-epimerase activity
Source: RefSeq, a predicted model, not a curated record